This is a messenger RNA of Phialemonium atrogriseum, 3313 nucleotides long. RefSeq names its product glycoside hydrolase family 3 protein. Bases 314 to 3106 code for a protein of 930 amino acids. Gene Ontology annotation, biological process: peptidoglycan turnover; carbohydrate metabolic process. Lineage: Eukaryota; Fungi; Ascomycota; Sordariomycetes; Cephalothecales; Cephalothecaceae. The record is from RefSeq and is a predicted model, not a curated record. The transcript has 5 exons. Gene Ontology annotation, molecular function: hydrolase activity, hydrolyzing O-glycosyl compounds.
CCGGCAUCCAAUCAUUUGUGCCGGCGAGUUAUGCGGGCAACCACCACGGAGAGGAUCACAUCAACUUGAAGCACCGAUCUCAGGUCGUGCCAGCCAGCUUCCACAGCUCGGGUGUUCCUCCGGUGUCUCUUGCCUCAUUCUAGGUUCCGGCAGAUCGGUUGACUGAGCAGAACCCGUCGUUACACCUGCCACCUCCGCCCGUCUCACCAACUAUGCUGGCCAUAACGUGACAGCAGCCAACCGCAAACAGGCACACCACCGUCUCCCCACGGCCUCUCGCCUUCCGCUGUCUGACCUGCAGACGGUGUUCACCAUGUCCAAGUUCGACGCGAAAUUAGACCCACCAUGGCAGGACCUUGACUGGGCCAUUGGCCAGAUGUUGAUUAUGGGGUGGGAUGGAACGGAAGUUACUCCCCAGAUACGCAAUCUCAUUGAGGAGCACCAUCUCGGUUCCAUCCUCUUGACUGCUAAGAAUCUCAAGUCGGCUCAGCAGACGGCUAGGCUGGUUCAGGAACUUCAAACCAUUGCCCGCCAGGCCGGCCACCCUCACCCCUUGCUGAUCGCUCUCGACCAGGAGAAUGGCGGGGUCAACAGUCUUUUUGACGAGGACUACAUCUGCCAGUUCCCUAGUUCCAUGGGCCAGGCUGCCGCCGGCAACCCGGAUCUUGCAUACAACAUCGCCAAGGCAACCGCAACCGAAGUCUCGGCCUGCGGCGUCAAUCUGAUCCUCGGCCCCGUUCUAGACGUCCUUACCAAUGCCCGCUAUCAGCCACUCGGUGUCCGGGCCACCGGUGACGACCCCCAGGAGGUCUCCCAGUACGGCAUCGCCGCCAUGAACGGCUACAAGGAUGGCGGCGUUGCUACUUGUGGGAAGCACUUUCCGUCUUACGGCAAUCUUGACUUCUUGGGCUCUAGCCUUGAUAUCCCCAUCAUUACUCAAACGCUAGAGGAGCUGUCACUCAGUGCUCUAGUCCCGUUUCGGAAUGCCAUCGCGACCGGCAAGCUUGACGCCAUGUUUGUCGGGGGUUGCGGCAUCGCCAAUCCCAGUAUGAAUGUGAACCAUGCCUGCCUCUCUGACCAGGUCGUCGAUGACUUGCUCAGGAACGAACUGGGGUUCCAGGGCGUCGCUAUCUCGGAAUGCCUCGAGAUGGAGGCACUGAGGACUGAGAUCGGCGUGAAAGCUGGCACGGUCAUGGCGGUCGUGGCUGGCUGCGAUCUAGUUCUUCUUUGCCGUGCGCAUGAUGUGCAGCUCGAGGCCAUAUCCGGUCUGAAGCUGGGCAUAGAGAAUGAGCUGGUCACGAAGGAGCGAAUAUAUACAUCGCUGAAACGCAUACUGCGGAUGAAGAGCACCUGCACUUCGUGGCAAAAGGCGCUAAACCCCGCAGGCGUCUCUCUGCUGUCCAAGAUUCAUCCGGGACACCUGGCCCUCUCGCGGAAAGCGUACGAUGGCUCCAUCACCAUUAUAAGAGAUAACGAGAAGCUUCUACCGCUUGGGGCAUCUAUGCGUCAGGAUGAAGAACUGCUGCUUCUCACUCCUCUUGUCAAGCCGCUCCCCGCCUCCUCAGCAACCAAGAGCAUCAUGGAUUCCAAGAAUUCACGGGAUGCCAGCGGGAGCAUGCACGACGUGUGGGCGCACCGUGGGGACAGGGGUGCCAUAAUGAGUGGCGAAGGGGUCUUCAGAGAGCUGGGGAAAUCCCUCGCGCGUGCCAGGCAUGCGAAGCUGCUGCAUACCUCGUACACCGCGCAUGGUGUCCGACCAGUUCACGAGAAUCUAAUCCAUCGUGCAUCAUGCAUCAUCAUCGUGACAGCGGAUGCAAACAGAAACCUAUACCAGGCGGGCUUUACCAAGCACGUGGCUACCAUGUGCUCAAUGCUACGUUCCAGCGGACAGAAGAAGUCGCUGGUGGUUGUGGCCGUCAGCUCUCCGUACGACUUCGCUAUGGACAAGUCUGUCGGGACGUACAUUUGCACCUUUGAUUUCACCGAGGCAGCCAUGUCGGCACUCGUACGGGCGCUAUUUGGAGAGUUCCAGCCGCAUGGCACGUUGCCGGGGACGCUCAGGAAGAGUAGGAAGGUGGUCAAACCAAGACAGCACUGGCUAGUCGAGAAUUAUAACCGUGAUCGAGACGGGCCCGGACUUGACAAUCUCUUGCAGGCUCUGGCCAGAGCUAGUACCCCCAACCACCAAUACUUACAGACAACCACGGCUUCUGCGUUCCAACUCUUCAACUCAAGCAUAGAGGAAGCGCACUUCGUGGUUCGGAAUAGCAGUACCCAGGCUGUCUACGGAUUUUGCGCCACGUAUUUCACCAAGGGGACUGGAAUUCUCGGCGCCAUCUUCGUGGAUCCGACAAAGCGCAAUGUCUCCAUCGGCCGGUCCCUUCAUCGGCGGGCCCUGCGCAACCUGACCCAGCGACAGGGAGUCAAGAAAAUCCAGCUUGGGAUGAGCUUCCCCGGCGUCUUCCUGGGAAUCCCCGUGGACGACAGCUCGAACCUAAAGGCCUGGUUCGCUAAGAGCGGGUGGGACACGCAGUUCCCAAAGAGGCUCACUAACAUGGUCAUCAAGGAGCUGAACAGCUGGUUCGUGCCAGAAGGCAUACUGCAAAACAUACAGAGAGCCAGCAUCAGCUUCGAUCUUAUUCGCGGCCUGGACAACGCAGAGAGCGUCUUGAACCACGUCGCCACUCACUCCACCCCCGAGGUGUUUGAGCUCUACCGGUUUGCGCUGCAGGAGACCAAGACGUGCGGCGUUGUCCGGGCGAAAGGCCUGGUCGACACCCUCCUCGGCACCGUCAUCGUGUGUAGCCCCGGCAGCCACGUGUGCAGCCAUCUGUCGGGCUACAUCCCAGCCCUGCAGCCGGUGGGAGAUGAGGUGAUAGGCGGCAUUCUCGCCCCAGUUGUCCCGUCGACGGCGCAGACGAACGUGGUCUUGGAGGGGCUCGCGCUUAUGGGGGUGAGGCAGAACAAGGCGCACAAGUCGGGCAAGAGCGUCCUCAGUUGGGUCCCCGACGACUUAUACGAAACCUUCCUCGCCAUGGGAUUCGAGGUCCUGCAGGCUUUUGAGCAGCUCACGAGCGUGCCCGAUAACUUUGGCGAUCUGGCUUGACAUUUUUUGGGGGCGGUUUGUGUGGCGUCUGAUGGGUGUACCGCGUGGGUCUUUGGGUCGUAGCUGUUAUGAAUGGAGGCUGGGUAUGAUUUAAGAAAAUCACGAUGCAAUGAUUUUGGGUCUAUCAGGGUUCUUAGCAUAUCAUAGGUAUCUUAUCAAAAGAGUAGCUACUACUGUACCUCUUCAAUUGACCUAGCUGUUUCUGAA